AUGGAGACGGAUCAACCAGAAGAGAUGGAUGUUGUCCUCUCUUCAAUGUGGCCGGAAGACAUAAAUGAAGCCGGGAGGCAGUUCAAUGUGGAAAGGCCAGGAGCCGAUCAAGAUAUGUUGGAGGAGGUUGUAAUCAAUGAGGAGCCUACUGUAGUAGAUUUUAAGCGCCUUUUAGAGCUUACGAACUACAGUGAGAAAGGUUCUUCGCAAUUGGCCUAUUUGGUAAAGAAUUGGGAAUAUAAGCAGGAAAAUGCUGUAAGGCUUCUAAGAGAAGAACUCGAUAACCUUAGCAAGCAACAGCAAGAAGUUGAACUCAAGAAAUUAGAGAUAUUGGAAGAACAUCGUUUUGAACAAGAUGGAUAUGGAGGCGAUAAGCGCCCGAUUUCAAUUUUGGAUGAAAAUUUACGAUACUUUUAUCAUGAUACUCCUCGGAGAAAGAAUGAUGUUAUCUUUCAAAAUGAAACGUUAGACAUUCAUGUAGAAUAUGACAGCACAACAUAUUGGAAACAGCGAACCAUGCAUUUAGAGAAGUUGUUAGCUGCAAGUCUCGAGCGAGAGCGGGUAUUGCAGGAAAAAUUGCACGAAAGUAUAGAAAAUCUUGAGAGGCAAUCCUCUCCAGUGGAAGAACUAUCCCAAGUUUUAAAAAGAGCGGAUAAUUUCUUACAUUUCAUCCUCCAAAAUGCACCAGUUGUUAUUGGCCACCAGGAUAAAGAAAUGCGUUAUCGCUUCAUCUAUAAUCAUUUCCCAAGUUUACGUGAGGAGGAUAUCAUAGGAAAAACAGAUGUGGAGAUUUUCAGUGGUUCUGGUGUGAAGGAAUCUCAAGACUUCAAAAGAGAAGUUUUGGAGCGAGGAUUACCUGCAAAGAGGGAAAUUACGUUUGAGACAGAACUUUUUGGCUCUAAAACUUUUCUAAUUUACGUGGAACCAGUGUUCAGCAAAACGGGGGAGACUAUUGGAGUAAAUUAUAUGGGAAUGGAAAUAACCGAUCAGGUGAGGAAAAGAGAGAAAAUAGCAACGCUUCGAGAGACAAUGGCUGUACAAAAAGCCAAGGAGACAGAGCUCAAUAAAACAAUCCACAUAACAGAGGAAACGAUGCGAGCAAAACAAAUGCUAGCAACGAUGUCACACGAGAUAAGAUCUCCCUUAUCUGGAGUUGUUAGCAUAGCCGAGAUUCUUUCCACGACUAAACUUGAUAAAGAACAACUACAGUUACUGAAUGUGAUGAUAUCUUCUGGUGAUCUGGUUCUUCAACUAAUAAAUGACAUCCUUGAUCUUUCCAAGGUGGAGUCAGGAGUCAUGAAAUUGGAAGCUACGAAGUUCAGGCCGAGAGAGGUAGUUAAGCAUGCCCUGCAAACUGCAGCAGCAUCGCUACAAAAAUUAUUAACCUUAGAAGGAUAUGUAGCAGAUGAUGUCCCCAUAGAGGUUAUUGGAGAUGUACUAAGGAUUCGGCAAAUCCUCACCAACUUGAUCAGCAAUGCGAUCAAGUUUACUCAUGAAGGCAAGGUUGGUAUAAAGCUUUAUGUCGUAGCAGAGCCACCUAGUGCAAUCAAACAAGGAUCUGACCAGAAGAUUUCUUCAGAUCAAUCAAAAGUUUUAGCAAAUAUAAAGAAAGAAGAUAAGUGCUUAUCAAUGUCUCAGAGUAUUGGUGAUCAAAUUGAUACUCAUAGACCUAAAGAUGGAGAAGAUACUUAUGGAAGUGAUACUCUUAGAAAUGAACCCAGUGGCCCGGUGAGAAACGGGACAAUGAUGGAAGAAGACAAAGAGAGCCUUCUCAAUACUCAAGAAACAAUUGUGUGGUUAUGCUGUGAUGUCUAUGAUACUGGGAUUGGAAUACCUGAAAAUGCUAUACCCACCUUGUUUAAGAAGUACAUGCAAGUUGGCACAGAUACUGCUCGAAAGUAUGGUGGGACGGGAUUGGGCCUAGCAAUCAGUAAACAACUGGUUGAACUCAUGGGUGGUCAUUUAACUGUCUCCAGUAAAGAACAGUAUGGGUCGACUUUUACGUUUGUACUACCUUACAAGGUUUCGCUAGUGUGUGAUAGUUCCAAUGAUCCCGAUGAAACGACUGAUACGGCCAACCAUGAUGUCUCAAACGAUGCAAAUGAUGAUGAUUUACAUUCUGGCAUUUUUCUGUUCCCACCUCGAACUUUGGGUUCUUUAUUUUCUUCUCAAGUCUCCGGACGGACCCAAAAAUUCUCACCACCCAUUUAUGGAUCUAAUGCCUCGACUAAAUGUAGUGGACUGUUGGACUCCUAUUCAUUCCCCUCUUAUAACAUUACAUCUAAAGAGAAUAGCUUAAUGGAAGAUGUCAGUUCAGUAGGUGGCUCUAUUGAGACAUUAUAUGAAGCCAAAACUUCAUUGAGGAAUAGCUCAGAUUCAGACAUCCCACGUACAAGUGCAAACCAUGAGCAGUGUCCUGGCAGAAGAGAUGAUAAUUUCAUUCUGUCUGCUCGUUCCACUAAUUCCUGCAAGGGUGAAACUUCAGAGAUUAUUGUUUCUCAAGAAGUAACUUGUAAUAUGCAGACUCAGUCUAAUAGAAGUUCUGAGUGCUCUUCGAGCAACAGUCCAGAAAUCCCAAAAUCUGAGUUGAAGUCUAAGAUCCUUCUUGUAGAAGAUAACAAGAUUAAUGUUAUGGUAACAAAGUCAAUGAUGAAGCAAUUAGGACACUGCAUUGAUGUUGUGAAUAACGGAGCAGAAGCUGUUCGUGCAGUUCAAUGCAAGAGCUAUGAUCUCAUUCUAAUGGACGUAUGCAUGCCAAUAAUGGGUGGUCUUCAAGCAACAAAACUUAUUCGAUCCUUCGAGAAAACCGGUAGUUGGAACGAUGCAGUGAAGGCUGGAAUCGAGCUUGAAUCACCUCCUGCAGGUUCUUCACCAAAUUCACGAGAGCUAAAAAGUUAUAGAAAGAGGAUUCCUAUCAUAGCGAUGACGGCGAAUGCAUUAUCAGAAAGUGCGGACGAGUGUUUUGCAAAUGGUAUGGACUCGUUCGUGUCGAAGCCUGUUAAUUUUCAAAACUUAAAACAAUGUCUUCAUCAAUAUUUGUCGUAA
Molecule: messenger RNA, 3045 nt
Organism: Fraxinus pennsylvanica
Lineage: Eukaryota; Viridiplantae; Streptophyta; Magnoliopsida; Lamiales; Oleaceae
Source: the annotation of a GenBank genome assembly